GGCAUUAUUCUCAUGUAAACAGGCAUUUUUUUCUUCUUAAGUUAGACUUCCGCCAUCUUGAAUUCUUUAUCCGGACAUGGUUCAUGCAUUGAAAGAAACAACAAUUUAGAAGACGACCUACAAUAUUGGUCUAGACGUGAGCCACCAACUCAUAGAUGUUUGUGUGUAUAAGGUAUUUAACGCCUAUUGUUAUAAAUAAAACGACUAAAUGAUAGUAGAAAGUACAUAAUAUUGAAAGGGACUUCUACAACUAGCGUCCGUCUCCGAGCAACACAGUUGCAGAGGGCGCUUGGACGAUUGAUGAGGGCGCUUGAAGCAAGAAUUGUUGAGGACUCCCCUAGCGGUGGCAUUCACUGUUUAUAGUCUAUGUAGUAAAGUUAUACGAUCAGUUAUCGUUGCAGCAUGCCAUUAUAAAGUUCACUUUUGACACUAUAUAUCACAGAGAUGGAUCCCAACCAAGUUGUUUACUUCUCACUCAAAGCCGAGUUAUUUUCAAAAUGGCAGCAAAAACCACCAUGACCAAGUAUCAAUAACAUGUCAUUAACUUAACAAGGUUUUGGAUGGGAACAAUGCGGGCCAUUUCAAGAAGUUUAGGGUUAGGCACCAUUUCCGUAGUAAAUCAAUGCAUGAUUUAAUAUCCCCCCCCCCCAAAUUCCCACAUCUCACUUUUCUUUUUUUUACAUAGUCAUAGUGUAGGCAUAGUCAUAGUCAUAGUAUAUGAAUAUGCCUCCAACUAUUAAUAAGAUUACUGCAUUGAUAAGGCUUUGUUACUGCUGUAUACUAUAUAUAAUUAUACGACUAUUUGAAUUAAUUUUAGGCAUGCAUUUACAUCAUUUUAUUCACAAUACUAUACCAGUAGACCAGGUGGGGGCUGGUGAGCCUGGUGUCACACUGACCUAUUCUAAGCUUUACAGGGUUAAAAAUAAAUUUAAAAACACACUAACUGUAUAGUAUCAUGACACAUGAAAAAUUUCAUAUUUGGGUGCAAUUUUUUAAAUUCAAAUCCAAAAGCAGGGUUGUAGAGCAGAAUUUUUUUAACCAAGCUCUGCUGGAUCAAAUCAAUUUUUUUUUAUAUCAAAUAUUAGUUUUGCACAGAUAAAUAAAUCUGCUUAUAAUUGGUAUUAAGUCUAGCUGGUCUUUUUGUCAGUUCAUUGAUAAUCUGUCCAUUAUGGCUGGUAGAAGAGUGAAGGCAACUUAGCUGGUAGAAGUGAGUGGCGAUAUAGCUCGUAGAAGAGUGGGGCAACAAUUAUAAUAAAUUAAUUUUAAAAAGUAAAAUUAUAUUUAUUUUUUGUGACAUUAAUUUUUAAAUGUUUUUGGAACAGUAAAUAGACAUUUUACCAGCCCUUGCUCUGCUUCAGACAAAAAGACACUGUUCCAGAGCUCCAAUCCACAUCCCUGCCCAAAAGCUAUAUCACCUUCUCAUUUUAAAAGUUCCAAUCAUUGGUUAUUUCAGCUUCUUCUUCUUCUUUUUAUUCAGUAAAUGAAAAGUUCAUAAACCAGUUGAAAGAAAUGGAUUCCUAAUCCAAUCAUAGCCUUUGAUUUUAACCGUUAGGAAUUAAGGAUCUAAGGAUGGACUUUCUCUUGAAGUUGAAGCAGUGUCAGAUAAUCAACAAUUAGCAAGCCAUUAUCACAUUUAAGCUUGAUUUAAGGUGUUUUGAAAUACUUUUCAAAAUUUUAUUCUUUUUAUUUCCAUACAACUAUCUUGUCUUCCAAUCUCAUAGCACAAAUUUGCUUUACUGUUGUUGUUUUGUAUUAUUUUUAUUUUAUUAGAAUAUUCAAUUACAUCAGCAAGAUCAAGAAAUUACAAUUUUGUUCACAAAGUCAAAGCUCUUUUGUUUCAAUUGGAUAAAAAAAUUCAUUUUGCUUAUUUUUCUUAAAAAAGACACAAUUUAUUGCAAAUUUUAGAGAUGCUUUGAAAAUUGAAAUCUUAAACUUUUUGAAUAUUUAGGUAGCACACUUAAUCUUAAAUAAACAUGAGAGCUUAAAGAAGAGAAACUAAUAUUAAUUAUUAUCCAUCAAUUAUUGUCUUUAAUAAUUUUUUUUAGCAAUGAAUCCAUAAUAUUUUUAAAAAGCAAUAAAUAUAUAUACAGUUAUUCCUCGCUAUUUUGCGCUUCACAUUUCACAUCCUCAUUUCUUUGCUGGUUUUCUCCUAGGAUACAUUCUGCCUAUUUUUCACUAUUUCACAUAUUUAUAUAGGUCUGUUAUUUUAAUUAUAUUUGCGGUAAAAUAAUUAUUUUCUUAAGUUUAUUUUAGAGAGUAUAGUACCAUACUGUAAAGUGUUUACGAGCAUAGGAAGUGUUUACAAGCAUAGGAAGUGUUUACAAGGGUGUUCGAUAAAUUAAUAAUAAGAUUGUUUGGAAGGUUUAUAAAAGUGUGUGCGGGGAUUAUUAAGUUUAAAAAAAUAUAUAAAUCCUACUUCUCAUUAUUUUGCAGGAUUGGUGGGGGGGGUUAAUGGAAUGUAACCCCUGCGAUGUUCGAGGUAUUACUGUAAACUUAAAUCUUGUCUAACAUCCAAAAUCUGUUAUUGAAGACAUAAACCCUUAGCUUUACUUUUUCCAGGUUCAGACUUCUUAAGCCCUAUUUCCAAUUAAAAUGGACCCAGAAGAUGAAUCAGGGUCAGCAGGCCAAGGUCAAAAUCUGCAUGAUCUUCAGAACUAUUUGUCCACUUUCAACAAAGAGAUAGAUCCUGGGGAUGAUGUCCUGGCUCACAUGGAUGUGGACUCGGGAGUUGGGGAUCUCUAUAAAUAUAACCCAAGUUCAGGAAAUCCUCUUCAAGAGCCAGGAGAAGGAGGAGUGGCUUCGCAAUUUUCUUCUGGGUUUUAUUCUGAGCAAGGUACAUUUUAA
Messenger RNA from Lymnaea stagnalis (great pond snail), 2844 nucleotides. The record is from the annotation of a GenBank genome assembly. Lineage: Eukaryota; Metazoa; Mollusca; Gastropoda; Lymnaeidae.